Messenger RNA from Microtus ochrogaster (prairie vole), 1268 nucleotides. It is a transcript of the gene Abra, whose product is annotated as actin binding Rho activating protein. The record is from RefSeq and is a predicted model, not a curated record. Gene Ontology annotation, biological process: positive regulation of Rho protein signal transduction; positive regulation of transcription by RNA polymerase II. Gene Ontology annotation, cellular component: sarcomere. Gene Ontology annotation, molecular function: actin binding. NCBI's taxonomy places the organism in Eukaryota, Metazoa, Chordata, Mammalia, Rodentia, Cricetidae.
AUGGCUCCCGGAGAAAAUGAAAGGGAGGCGGGGCCCGCCAAGAGUGCCCUCCGGAAGGUACGAACAGCAACCCUGGUUAUCAACUUGGCUCGCGGUUGGCAGCAGUGGGCAAAUGAGAACAGCACCAGGCAGGCCCAGGAGCCUGCAGGCUGGCUACCUGGAGCGACCAAUGACCCACCGCACACUCCUAAGCCAGUGGCAUGCCCCAGUCCCCACCAGCAUGCCCCCGAACCUCCAUUUCCAAAGCCAGAUGUACAUGGACGUGGACAACCCUCAGAGGACGCCUCCGAGGUCUCCCACAUCAAGAGGAAAGAGGUGACCAAAACAGUUGUCAGCAAGGCUUAUGAGAGAGGAGGAGAUGUGAACUACCUGAGCCACAAGUAUGAGAACGACGGGGGUCCGUCUGAAGCUGUUCAGCCGGAGAGCGACAUUGACAGACUUCUCAGCCGUGACUCGCCAACGCGGAGAAGAAAAUGCACUAAUCUGGUGUCCGAGCUGACCCAAGGCUGGAAAGUGAUGGAACAGGACGAGCCCACGUGGAAGAGUGACAGCAUAGACACGGAGGACAGUGGCUACGGAGGGGACAUGGAGGAGAGACCCGAACAGGAGGCGGUGCCAGUGACUGCUGCCAGGAUCAAGCGCCCCUUGCCCUCCCAGGCGAACAGAUACACAGAGACACUCAACUGUAAGGCCCACCGGAAAAACAGCCAAGUGGACAGCCUGAAAGGGAGGUGGCAGCAGUGGGCCGAUGAACACAUACAGUCGCAGAAGCUCAAUCCCUUCAGUGAGGAGUUUGACUAUGACCUGGCCAUGUCCACUCGGCUUCACAAGGGAGACGAGGGCUACGGCCGUCCCAAGGAGGGGAGCAAGACAGCAGAGAGGGCCAAGCGCGCCGAGGAACACAUCUAUCGGGAAAUCAUGGAGUUGUGCUUCGUUAUCCGCACCAUGGCUCGCCACAGACGCGAUGGCAAGGUCCAGGUGACCUUCGGAGAACUCUUUGAUAGAUAUGUUCGCAUUUCAGAUAAAGUGGUGGGCAUCCUCAUGCGUGCCCGGAAACACAGACUGGUGCACUUUGAAGGGGAGAUGCUAUGGCAAGGCAGAGACGACCACGUUCUGAUUACUCUCCUUGAGUAAGUUCUCAGGGAAAUCAACUUAGUGAAAUAAUGUAGUAAUAGUAAGAACAAAGGCAAGCUGUGCUGGAAUGUUGUUAUCAAUAUUAAAUGAUUUUUUUACAAAUGGCUUUUGGUACUAUUUCUGAGGUUACGACA